AUGUCACAUAAUAAUGAAUAACCUGGAAUAUACUAUCUGGUUACUUGUUUUCAGGACGAAUCAUAAGGUGGGGCUUCCAAUCUAUACUGUUACACGUAUGAUAUGAUUGUUAGGAAUAGGAACAUUUUGGAAAUAUUGUGGGCAUGGAUUAUAUUGAUUUCAGGAUCAAUCGUAUUAUUCAGAAGAUAUUAAAAACAUAAGGAUAUCACUCGAUACAAUCGUAAAUAGAUUAUAGUUUCAAUAAUGGUUAUCAAUAUUUGUGCAUAUUUAACAUAUCAAUGGUCAUAUGAAAGUGCCUUAUUAUAUUUUCCAGAGUAUUACUUCUAAUACAUAUUUUUCUGUUACACCAUCUAUUAUUUUGGGAGAAAGUCAAUAAUUUUGGGAAUGCUGAAUAUGAGAAUGGAUGUUUCAUAUCAAGAUAUUGACCCAAUUAUUUAGCUUAAAUUGUCCAAAUUGUUUUGCAUAGGAUUAUGUUCCUUUUUUACUAUAAUCUUCAUAAUGAAUUACAUCCAAUACUUCUUUGAGGUGAGUACUGAUCAUCCAUAUGACUUAUGUUCUGCCAGCUUUUUUAAUAUAGUGACAACAGUGGGCUUCUUCAUGUAAGGUCUUUUCAUUUUGUAAGUAAAGUAAUUGUCGAGGUAAGUCUCCAAGAAUUUGAGCGCUUAGAAAUUGGAUAAUCCAAUGAUGAAAUUGAAGGAGUAGAUUCAAAAGAAUUAAUCGUCUUUGUGGAUUCUAGUGAUCUUCUGUUUUUUUGGUUCAUUUGCUAAUUUCAUGUAGAAUGUCUAUUUUGUCUCGAUGCUUGCUAAAUAUAAAAACAAGGACGGUUACUUCUCUUGUUGGUAUGUUAAUUUAAAUAGCACAAUUUGGACUAAUGGUAUAAAUGCACUAAUAGGAACAACAAUAAAGUUAUUUGAUUUCUUUUUACCCUACUUUUUAACUAUCAAGAUUUUUUGGUACACUUCAAAAAAGAGUGAAUAACAAUAGUUGGAGACAACUAAUUCUGAUUAAAAUGAGGUCGAAGUUUAUGAAUUGUAACUGCCGAAUAAUUAAUCAUAAUAAGGAUCAUCAUAACACACUUAAGAAGAAUAAUGA
Paramecium tetraurelia is the source of this 1092-nucleotide messenger RNA. RefSeq lists its product as uncharacterized. The record is from RefSeq and is a predicted model, not a curated record. The transcript is spliced from 5 exons. Lineage: Eukaryota; Ciliophora; Oligohymenophorea; Peniculida; Parameciidae.